Trichoderma harzianum CBS 226.95 is the source of this 486-nucleotide messenger RNA. RefSeq lists its product as hypothetical. The record is from RefSeq and is a predicted model, not a curated record. The transcript has a single exon. Bases 1 to 486 code for a protein of 161 amino acids. Lineage: Eukaryota; Fungi; Ascomycota; Sordariomycetes; Hypocreales; Hypocreaceae.
AUGCUCCCCGAGUCGCCCCCCCGCGCCUGCUUUUGGGGCUGGUCUGGUGUCUGGGACAAGAAUAGCCACGGAGGGCGCCGUACAGCUCCAGGUCGCUUUUUCCUCCUCGCCUGGACGAACUUCCCCCCUAACCCAACCAGAAUCUCUCUGCGAGCGCUGGGGACGAGGCCGCGCUCAUCGUCUCUCGUUCAGUUCCUGGGACUUCCAUUCGUUCUCGCGGCGUGUCUUUGCGCGUCGCUUCUCGCAAUCGGUACGACUUUGUCCAUCGCGCCUGUUUCCAUCGCGAGCUGCGUCGUCUGUUCCAAUUUUCGCUCUAUCCGAAACGGUUCCGCUGGGCUCGUGUCGCUCGCUGCCACCGCCUCUACUUUCGCUUACCUCUCUGCUGAGCGCCUUAUUCCUACCCUUGGGAACCAUCGAUCGUUUGCGUCUGCCUGUGCUGCCUCGAUCGAUUUCCCCCUCUUGGCCCCGAGUUCGACUGUCGCUUAG